This is a messenger RNA of Nothoprocta perdicaria, 1208 nucleotides long. It is a transcript of the gene SOX7, whose product is annotated as SRY-box 7. Lineage: Eukaryota; Metazoa; Chordata; Aves; Tinamiformes; Tinamidae. The transcript is spliced from 2 exons. The coding region runs from base 1 to 1059 and encodes 352 amino acids. Gene Ontology annotation, molecular function: RNA polymerase II cis-regulatory region sequence-specific DNA binding; DNA-binding transcription factor activity, RNA polymerase II-specific. Gene Ontology annotation, biological process: cell differentiation; anatomical structure morphogenesis; regulation of DNA-templated transcription. The record is from RefSeq and is a predicted model, not a curated record.
AUGUCGGCGCUGCUGGGACCCUUCCCGUCGUGGCCCGAGCGGCUGGAGGGCGCGGGCGAGGCGCUGCCGCCGCCGGCGCGCGCCGACAAGGGCGCCGAGAGCCGCAUCCGACGGCCCAUGAACGCCUUCAUGGUGUGGGCCAAGGACGAGAGGAAGCGGCUGGCCGUGCAGAACCCCGACCUGCACAACGCGGAGCUCAGCAAGAUGCUCGGCAAGUCGUGGAAGGCGCUGAGCCUGGCGCAGAAGCGGCCCUACGUGGAGGAGGCCGAGCGGCUGCGGGUGAAGCACAUGCAAGACUACCCCAACUACAAGUACCGCCCGCGGCGCAAGAAGCAGGUCAAGCGCAUCUGCAAGCGCGUGGACCCGGCCUUCCUGCUGGGCGGCCUCGCGCGGGACCAGAACGCCGUGCCGGACAAGCGGACGGGCACCCGGGUCCCCGGCGACAAGGAGGCGCCCGGUGAGUUCCUGCCGCCYGCGCGGGGGUACCGGGACGCCCCGUCCGGCAACGGCACCACCAACGUGGACACCUACCCCUACGGGCUGCCCACGCCACCGGAGAUGUCCCCGCUGGACGCCCUCGACGCCGAGCAGAGCUUCUUCUCGUCGCCGUGCGCCGAGGAGCACCACCGGUCCCACCUGGCCGGAGCGCCCUUCUCGCCCGAGUACGCGGCGCCCUCRCUGCCCUGCAGCCCCCACGCGCUCGGCGCCUGCAUGAUGCCCCCAGCCGCCGCCUGCCCGGCCCUUCCUCCUCCUCCCGGCUACUACGCGCCCGCUUUCCACCCCGUCCAGCACCCCCAGAACCUCCCCGGCCACCUGGGCCAGCUCUCGCCGCCCCCCGAGCAUCACCCAAGCUUCGACAGCCUGGACCAGCUGAGCCAAGCGGAGCUGCUGGGGGACAUGGACCGCGACGAGUUCGACCAGUAUCUGAACAGCCCCGGGCACGGCGAGCACGGCGGGCACGGGGCAGCGGCGCCGGCGGCCGGCGCCUCCGAGAACAGCCUCAUCUCCGUCCUGGCGGACGCCACGGCCACCUACUACAACCACUACAGCGUCUCCUAGGCCGCCGGGAGCCCCCCCGGCUGGAUGAGGAGGGACGUGGCCGGGAGCCGGAGCUGCCGCCGGGAUGUCGGUGGGCGUCGAGCGUCGGGUUGCGCUGCGGCCGCUUCCCUUUUCCCAGYGCCAGGAGGGCGGCAGCAUCCCUGAAAUCC